AUCCUCCACCACUGAUAAAACAGUUAUCACUGAGUACUCUAAGGGUACUAACCAAUAGCAUUCAUUCAUUCAUUCAGUGCAUAAGACCCUGUCCCUAGGUUGUUUUGUUCACACUGUGAUGACUAGCAACCUGUCCUGGUUCCAGCACUAAACCCUUUCUUGGCAGAGGUAAUAAAACAGAAAUUGGCCACUGAAGCAGACUACACAUCACAGUUCACCACUGGAAGACAGGAGCAAGGUGGUGCACUAAAGGAGUGGCAAAGAAAGAGAGACUCUCUCAUAAAAGCAAGGCUGUAAUCUGUAUGGUAGAAGAUUAUAACGUACCACAGCAGUGUAACUGUCUGACUGAAAAAGCUGAACAACACUAGGGACAUGGGGUUCUGGUUUAUCUUCCCCAUCUCCGUUUCUCUGGUGUCCUUCACUGGAACAUGGGCUGUAUAUGGCCUGGCCUUCUCCAACAACCACGUGUGUUCCCUCAGUGACUGGACGGGUGUCAACUACUGCAGAGGGAACUAUUCAGUUGGAUGUUGCCUUGCUCCCACUAUAAGCUCAAGUGGAACCUAUGAACCUGAAAAUUCACUUUUUUCAGCCACAAUCAACGCUGGAUCUUUUCUGUUUCUGCUGUUCUGUGUGUUCCACCAUGCACACAUUAUAGAGAAACACACAUGUCAUUUGCUCCGGAGCAAGUCUGCACUGAUCUUUGGCUUGCUAGCCACCAUUGGGGCGUUUGCAGCUGGAAACUGCAAUCCAGGUGACCUAAUUAUCUUGCACUACCUUGGAGCUGGUGUCAGUUUCGUGUGCAUCUGCUUCUACACCUGCCUGCUCACUUCGCUGACUGGGUAUUGUGUGCUGACAGGAUACGAGAGGGUCCUCUACCCACUACGCAUCACCUUAACUGUAACUCAAACCAUUGCCACCCUCUGCUAUACAGUUUUGUUUCCCCAGAAUGAGUAUUUUUACGUUCACCUGUCAGCUAUAUUUGAGUGGAUCCUUAGCAUCAACCUGGAACUGUUUGAGCUCAGCUACACCGUGGAGUUUUGCUUCUUCUCGUCCUUCAUGAUUUCCAAUCUGCUGGACAAACGAGAGGAAGAAAAGCCUUUGAUGAUGCUGGUGCCCUGAUAUGAAGCUGUCGGGGUCCAGCUGAAGAAUAUGAGCAGAGGAUAAACUGAAUAAGAAAAGACAAUGGCUGGAGGACCAACAGUUUCUUAGAUCAAUGUGCAAUGAUGUCUUUAUAUAGAUUUAUGGAUUAUGACCACCUUUUCCUCCCCCUUUCUUUAUUUAUUUAAACAAACUAGCUGCGACAGAACAAGUAUACAAUAACAUUUUGAUACCUAAUGAACAACUGACAAUGCCUAAGCUAAUAAGCACCAUAAACCAUGAAGAUCUACAUAAAUAUUUGUUUAAUAAUAAUGUUCUUUAAUUGAUCUAAGUACUUGAAUACAGCUUUGGCACUUUAAUAAAAUCACAACCACAUACAUUGAUUAAGAUUAAUGCUUUGUCAGGAGGGUGGGGGACAUUGUAAUACAUCCAUACACAAAGUACAUUUUAGGCCUUUGUAACUAUCCUGUUUGACGUGAUCAGUAACACUGACUGACAGUCAGAAAUAUGGGUUAUACAGUUCAUUCAACGUAGAAACAAUGAAGCCAACGCCCCAACAGGCUUAAUAUAAAAGCAGUAAAUCCAUUGUUGUCACUCGUGCAGUGUCGUGGGUGUUGUCUGAAUGCUUUCCAUUACAUGGUUUUCAGGCGUGGUCUGUGUAUUUCUGUGUAUCUGGUUGUCAUAGGACAGACUAGAGUGAUUUCUAAAUGUAAUGCAUUUUUGUAAAGUAGCUUCAAGGCCCUACAACAUUUUGUUUCUUGAGAAACAGUCCUACAUAAAUACAGUAUUUUCUGCCAAAGUUAAGAGCAGCUUCACUAGAGACAUUUCUGGUUGUCCUUGUUUUUCUUCUCACUGGUUUUAAGUGGACAAAGCAUAGUUGGGAAAAGUGAUAUUAUGUGCUUAUCCAUUUAGCAAAUACUUUAAUCCACAGUCCUGAAAAGGCAAAUUAGCUGACAUUAAGAAGGGUGUUUUUAUUGUUAUUUAGUCUUUAAUAUUGAAUGAAUGUCACUUUCGGCUUUUGCCCAUUU
This is a messenger RNA of Monopterus albus (swamp eel), 2126 nucleotides long. Its product is annotated as transmembrane protein 150A. NCBI's taxonomy places the organism in Eukaryota, Metazoa, Chordata, Actinopteri, Synbranchiformes, Synbranchidae. Bases 373 to 1119 code for a protein of 248 amino acids. Gene Ontology annotation, biological process: protein localization to plasma membrane. The record is from RefSeq and is a predicted model, not a curated record. The transcript is spliced from 9 exons. Gene Ontology annotation, cellular component: plasma membrane.